AUGGAGGUAUCUCUGUAUCGCAACGCCAAAACUGGAAACAGCUUUGAUUUGACUAUAAUUGAUAAAGACGGGGUGAAAAGCACAGAAAUUACUGGAUUUAUUGGUGAUUGGGGAAUUGCAGAAAAAUAUAAGAAUAUUUCCCAUGUAUUUUGAAUAUUAAUUGUAAUUGGAAUUUUUUGUUGAAAAAUUAUGUAUUGAAAAUUG
Messenger RNA from Meloidogyne enterolobii, 204 nucleotides. NCBI's taxonomy places the organism in Eukaryota, Metazoa, Nematoda, Chromadorea, Rhabditida, Meloidogynidae. The record is from the annotation of a GenBank genome assembly.